Molecule: messenger RNA, 1659 nt
Organism: Rana temporaria (common frog)
Lineage: Eukaryota; Metazoa; Chordata; Amphibia; Anura; Ranidae
Gene: HTATSF1
Product: HIV-1 Tat specific factor 1
Exons: 9
Coding region: 120-1565 (481 amino acids)
Biological process (GO): mRNA splicing, via spliceosome
Cellular component (GO): U2-type spliceosomal complex; U2 snRNP
Molecular function (GO): RNA binding
Source: RefSeq, a predicted model, not a curated record
UACGGUAGAUUUACGUGCUGCACAUGCGCAGAGUCCAUCCGUGCCCUGUGCGGGUGAAGGGGGCAGUGUGAAGCUGGACUUCUGUGACUUGGAGUGUUCCUUUAGGUGAUAAGAAGAACAUGGAUAGCAACGACGCCUUCCACGAGCAGCUGCGGCUUCAGGAGCUGUAUGGGAACCGGGAGGCCGGGCACGAUGCGCACACCUUUACGGACCCCAGUGAUGGCACUGAGUAUGAAUGGGACCAUGACAAGAAAGCCUGGUUCCCUAAGAUAACUGAAGACUUCAUGGCAAUUUAUCAAGCAAACUAUGGGUUUUCAGAAGAUAAUAAAGAAGGUUCCGAAUCUUCACAAGCUGCUCCAGCUCCCAAGGAAGUGAAAACGAAAAAAGCAAAGCAAGAAUCUAAACCUCAACCAGAUCCAACAGAACCAAAAGGGAAGGGAGAAAAAAGAAAAGCAGACCCAGGCUGGUUCAACGUGGAUGAUGGCAGAAACACCAAUGUAUAUGUUUCAGGGCUUCCUUUGGAUCUGACCUAUGAUGAAUUUAUUGAAAUCAUGUCAAAGUGUGGAAUCAUUAUGCGGGAUCUGCAGACAGAGGACUUUAAAGUAAAACUGUACAAAGACAAGGAUGGGAACCUGAAAGGCGAUGGCUUGUGUUGCUAUCUCAAGAAAGAAUCUGUUGCGCUGGCUUUAAAAAUCCUUGAUGAUUAUGAAAUCAGAGGCUACAGACUUCAUGUUGAAAGUGCAAAGUUCCAGCUCAAAGGGGAAUACGAUGCAUCAAAAAAGAAGAAGAAAUCAAAGGACUACAAGAAGAAAUUGUCACUGCAGCAAAAACAACUAGAUUGGAGACCCGAAAAGAAACUUGAUUCCAGAAAACGUCAUGAAAGAGUUAUAAUAAUUAGGAAUAUGUUUCAUCCUACAGACUUUGAGGAGGAUCCUCUGGUUCUGAAUGAAAUUCGAGAAGAUCUACGAUCAGAAUGUGAAAAGUUUGGACAAGUGAAAAAAGUCCUUAUAUUUGAUAGGCAUCCUGAUGGAGUUGCAUCAGUCUCAUUUAAAGAGGCAGAAGAAGGCGAUGCCUGCACACUGGCAUUAAAUGGAAGAUGGUUUGGUGGUCGGCAGCUCCUUGUGGAAACGUGGGAUGGUGUUACAGAUUAUCAGAUUGAAGAGACAUCUCGAGAAAGAGAAGAGAGGCUCAAGGGAUGGGAGAAAUUUCUCGAUGAUGACCUGAAAAAAUCAGAGGCUGCUAGUAAUGCCAGCACAACAUUACCCGCUAGUAACGGACAAUUGGAAAACAAGCAGGACAUUGUCUCAGAGCCUACAGACAGCCGUGCCCAUCUGCCAGGAAAGACAGAGGCUGAACAGGCUGGUGACAACCCAGCAUCUACAGACGACAGUGACCAUGUGCCAGGAAAUGCAGAGGCUGAACAGGCUGGUGACGACACAGCAUCUACAGAAGACGGUGUCCAUGUGCCAGCAAAUGCAGAUGCUGAAAUGGCUGGUGACGAUGCAGCAUCUACAGACAGCAGCAUUGGUGGCAGUGAUGAAGAAGAUGAGAAAGGACAUCUGUAGGGAAACAUUAAUGCUUUUUAUCUUACCCUGUGUAUUUGUCAGUCAUUUACUGUGUGGAUAAGGGCUCAUGCACACAAACACAUUCAGGCGUCCA